UCUACUAAGAGUCACCAGUUACAAUAAUGUCCUCGAGCAAUCAAUUGGUUUGUACCAAAGGACUACUGAGGUUCCUUGAAGAUCCAAGGUACCCGUCCGUGGGUCCGCACUUACGUCUUUUAGAAUUCACUGGUUUAUGGCACCCGAAUAAUACAAAAUUAACGAAAUUCAAACAAUGCUUUUUCUAUAUAACGAUUGCAUUUUUCUUUAGUCAAUAUGUUAAAUGUUGCAUUAGCAUGGAAGUAGAUUCCCUUAUGCUAAUACUCAAAUAUGCGCCCUUUCAUAUGGGAAUAGUGAAGAGCUGCUUCUUCCGCAAGAGUUAUAAGAAAUGGGAGACUCUCAUCGACUUCAUAUCUUCUAGAGAACAGAAGCAGCUGGCCAAAAAUGACGAAGAAUAUGAUGGAAUUCUGAAUGAAUAUAUAAACAGAAGUCGCCGAGUUUCCUACUUCUUCUGGGGCCUGGCUUUCUUCUCUAACUUUAGCAUAUUUAGUGAACCUUAUCAAAACAAUCAGAUUAUUGAAAAUGGAACUAGUAUUUACUAUUAUAUUUUUGAUGGUUACACUCCAUUCAGCAACGAACCUCCAGGAUAUUAUGUGUCGAUGGCCAUUCAAACCAUACUAGGUCUUAUCGUGAGCGCCUAUGUGGUCGGAUGGGAUACUUUGGUGGUCACUAUGAUGAUAUUUUUCGCUGGGCAAUUGAGGAUCUCUCGUCUGAAUUGUGUAAAAAUUAUAGAUCGGUCGAGCAAGAUUAAAAGUCAUGAAAAUAUUGGAACCUGUCAUAGUUUGUACACAGAUUUGAUAAAGUACCAGAAGAUUUUCAACUCUUUAAUAUCACCAGCCAUGUUUAUUUAUUUAAUUGUCAUCUCAGUGAAUUUAGGAGUCUGCAUCAUUCAAAUCGCUCAGAUAGAAGACGAUUUAGGGACAUUAAUUUCCAGCUGCGUUUUCGUAGUCGCCUGCCUGAUUCAGCUGCUUCUGUUCUAUUGGCAUGCCAAUGAAGUCACCGAAGAGAGUAAACUAGUAAGCUAUGGAAUAUUCGAGAGCGAUUGGGUGUGUUCUGAUAAGAGACUGCAGAAAGAAGUGGCCUUGCUUGGAGUUACCACAACGAAGAUAUUAGUUUUCAAAGCUGGACUUUUCAAUGUGAUGUCACUGUCCACUUUCAUCGCAAUUCUACGUGCAAGUUACAGCUUCUACACUUUACUGAGCGAAACUAAUUGAAGUGACACUUUAGAAAAAAUUUAAAAUAUAUAUUACAUAAAAAAAUUGGUACAAUACUAAGAUCGUUGUUGUGACCUUCUAGUAAGUGUUAUAAUAACAAGGACCAGUAUAUUUUACAAAUACAAUUAGUGGUCUUUCGAGCCUUCGAGCCGAAAUAAAAUUGCCGUCUGUUGACUUGAUGUAUUGUA
This is a messenger RNA of Galleria mellonella (greater wax moth), 1402 nucleotides long. RefSeq names its product odorant receptor Or2 (gene Or-36). The record is from RefSeq and is a predicted model, not a curated record. The coding region runs from base 27 to 1214 and encodes 395 amino acids. NCBI's taxonomy places the organism in Eukaryota, Metazoa, Arthropoda, Insecta, Lepidoptera, Pyralidae. Gene Ontology annotation, biological process: detection of chemical stimulus involved in sensory perception of smell; sensory perception of smell. Gene Ontology annotation, cellular component: plasma membrane. The transcript is spliced from 5 exons. Gene Ontology annotation, molecular function: odorant binding; olfactory receptor activity.